AUGCAUCAAACAAUCCCCAGUUUCGAAACCUAUGGUCCCGGGUCCUUCAUGAACGAGGAGUAUAUGGAUAUUCCUACCGAUUCCCGCUGUAUAUUGUCUCUCAUUGCCAAAUCUACCCCUGGCUUCACUCAGUCCCAGGAUUCUCUGAGUACUAUGACCUCUGAAGGAGGUUCAGACCCCAUCACUCCCGGUCCGAUCAAGGCCACUGCAGUUGCAGCUGCUCUACAUGCCCUGUGUGGUAUUGUUGCCAAUGAAAUACUUGAAGAAAGGGAUGGAAAAGAUAAUAAUCGCCAAGUGAGAAUCAAUACCGAUCAUACUGCUUUCUGGCUUAGCACAGUUGGGUUAUUCCAGUGGAAUAGAAUGAACAUAAAAGCAAUCGUCGAUGCCGGGAAAAUGAAGGAAUUUUUCAAAGUUGAUUUUGAAAAGGGAGCUUCCGGAAUAUCUCUUUGA
Messenger RNA from Penicillium manginii, 450 nucleotides. RefSeq lists its product as uncharacterized. Bases 1 to 450 code for a protein of 149 amino acids. The transcript has a single exon. Lineage: Eukaryota; Fungi; Ascomycota; Eurotiomycetes; Eurotiales; Aspergillaceae. The record is from RefSeq and is a predicted model, not a curated record.